GCCGCUGCACUUUCACGGUACCUCUCGAUUGCAGAACCCUCAAUUUCCUAUCAAUGGCUGCCGUUCUAUCAUUCUCUUCCAAAACCAUUUCUACUUUACCUCAAUCCAACUCAAAUCCCAAACUCCCCUCUCAAAAUGCCCAUUUCUCUCCAUCCCAAAACCCUCAAAUUCUCCACAAACUAAACUUCUCCAACCUGGGCCGUCGCAAAAUCUCCUUAACCCGAGCAAAAUCCAACGAAUUUAUCCAGAAAAUUGCCAAGGACGAACCUCUACUAUCCUCCGACGUGAAGCCAGUGAAAUUCAUAUUCUGGGUGUUGCUGUGGGCGUCUGUCUCCGUUGGGCUCUACGCAUUUUCCGGCGAAGCCAAAGCCGUCGCUGCAGCUGUCGCUUCCGAUUCAAUUAGGGCUUCGGGCUUCGGCGUUAGGGUUGCUAACGCAUUGCGGGCUUCGGGAUGGCCCGAUGAGGCUGUUGUCUUUGCCUUGGCCACGCUUCCAGUGAUCGAGCUGCGUGGCGCCAUUCCUGUUGGUUAUUGGCUGCAGAUGAAGCCUGUGAUGCUCACCGUCUUGUCUGUUCUUGGGAACAUGGUCCCCGUGCCCUUUAUCGUGCUAUAUCUGAAAGCAUUCGCGACUUUUCUUGCUGGAAAGAAAGAAUCACCGGCUUCCCAAUUCCUCGACAUGCUAUUCAAGAGGGCAAAGGAGAAGGCCGGGCCAGUAGAGGAGUUUCAGUGGCUCGGGCUGAUGCUGUUCGUUGCAGUGCCCUUUCCUGGCACGGGGGCUUGGACAGGGGCCAUCAUUGCCUCUGUAUUGGACAUGCCCUUCUGGUCUGCUGUCACGGCCAAUUUUGUCGGAGUUGUGCUAGCUGGACUUCUGGUGAACUUGUUGGUGAACCUUGGGCUCAAAUACGCCAUUGCGACCGGUAUUGUUCUAUUCAUCGUCUCCACAUUCAUGUGGAGCUUCCUUCGAGGAUUGAAGAAGUCUUUCUCUACAUCAAACUGAUGUUAGCAGCAUAGCACAUUCUUAGCUUUGAUCAAAAGCAGAAUCCUUGAGACCUUGACUGUUUAGGGUUAGAUGAGAGAAAUCCGAGGCCAUUGUUGUAGUAGACGUUUAAAGUGAGGCUUAUUGCACAAUUGCAAAAUUUGUGUCCAUUAGCUUUGGGUUUAUUGGACCUUUUACAUGGUAACAUAAUAUUGAAUGGGCCUCAAUCUAGGCCUCACCCACGAGCCCAUCGGGCCAUAAUGGCCCUGUCGUGAAUAUGUGUUUUUUAUAUGCU
This is a messenger RNA of Salvia hispanica, 1269 nucleotides long. RefSeq lists its product as uncharacterized. The record is from RefSeq and is a predicted model, not a curated record. NCBI's taxonomy places the organism in Eukaryota, Viridiplantae, Streptophyta, Magnoliopsida, Lamiales, Lamiaceae. Gene Ontology annotation, cellular component: chloroplast.